This is a messenger RNA of Suillus discolor, 1257 nucleotides long. RefSeq lists its product as uncharacterized. NCBI's taxonomy places the organism in Eukaryota, Fungi, Basidiomycota, Agaricomycetes, Boletales, Suillaceae. The record is from RefSeq and is a predicted model, not a curated record. The transcript is spliced from 5 exons. Bases 1 to 1257 code for a protein of 418 amino acids.
AUGUCUCAACCUGACGCAGUUACAACGCGCAUGGGGACUCGACCUAAGAACGCAACUCAGCAUCCCGGGCGCAUUUUAAUCAAUAGUCGUGGAAAGAAGCGUACCACUGCUGAGAAGGCCGCUGACGACCAACGUGAAAGGGAGGCAAAGGAGGCAAGUGAAAAAGCUGUACAAGAAAGUUAUCAGUGUAUUGCUACUUUGCAGGCACAGAUGCAGGCUGACCAAGAUGCUAUGCGUGUUGACGCACCUAAGCCUAAGCGUCCUCGUGCACGCCCGGUGGGGAAGGCUGCAAAGGACUUGAAGACCUCCGACUCGACUAUGGAUGAUAGGCAGGCAGGAGCAAAAAUCGUCGCCGAUAAGCCUCUUGUCACCAGAGGCAGGGGUCGCGUGGGUGGAGCUAAAAGGUUAGCAGCUGAUGCUAGCGUCGAAAAUCCUGCAAGUGAGGAUGAGGAUGGGGAGCCGGUCCAAACCAAAAAGAAGAAGAAACUGGCAGUGAGAGAAGCAAUUCAAGCAGUAUUAAACGCUGGCAUCGUUAUCGACUCAACAAAGGCACGUGAUGGAGAAGUUCAGAAGACGUCUGAUGUUAACUAUGAUGAUGCUUCUUUUGGAUUCCACACACGGUUGAAGCUGAUGGGCCUGUCCUUGCCGUUGUACACCCUCCAGCGGCUGUCAGAGUGGCGCAAUACCUUUAGCAAUGUGGCUCUCGCCAUGCUCGCCAACUUCAUGACCUCACAAGAUGACCUCAAGACUGACGAGGACCGCAAAGAUUUUGCAUCGGCCUUACUCGACAAGUUCACCUUUUUAUUUGGGGACAUCGCGGAGGACGGAGAGGUCUCCAACCCGUUCCAGUCUGACCUUAUUGUACAGGUUCUCGUGCAGCACAAGUGUGCCACGUCCGGCGCUGUCAACCUGCCGGGAACGAACGAUACAGUGCCGGGGCACUCGAAGGGCGCUCUUAGUCUUGCCACGGCAGCAGCACGUAUGGAACGCACCAUCAGGCUUUUCGUCAAUGGACACAUGCUCCUAGGAGACAUCGACACCUCUGGCAAUGGCAACCAGAGCAGUGUCCCCUUGGCAUUUUCAGAAGCCAAUUGGGGUGCGCACACGAGGGCUUACAUGGCGUCUAUCACACGCUUGCCAGACUCGGUCCUUAUCCGAAACUCUGAGCUUGCGCAGAGCCUCGCCACGAAGAGGCGUGGCGGCGCGCGGAUGGAUGUGGACGAAGAAUCUGGGGAUGAGCGAGCGUUCAUUUUCUAG